GCACGGUGCAAGCCUCUCAGUUUGCCUGUUCGAUAAAGGUCGCUGUGACCGAGAUUGAAGAUCUGUAAACACGACAUUAUGUUGUCGCUAGCCGCUCGCUCUGGGGCUUUUCCCCCGUACCUGCAAGCCACUUCGUAUGUCGUGGCCGGCCAGCUGAAACCCCUUGUUCCCGGUGUGGUUGUUAAUACUGAAAAGUUGCUGAAGAAUGUGAAGAAACCUUUCCUUUGCCGGGAUUCUUUGAUCGGGCAAAGCCCGAAGACCGGCCCAACAGUCUCUGCCAGCAUUAACGGUGCUGCCAGUGUUCGUUUUGCACAUAGUGACAUCAGAGUACCCGAUUUCUCCGAUUACAGGCGACCUGAGGUACAGAAUGCUAACAAGUCAUCGCAGGAUAGCAGUGACAGUAGGAAGGGAUUCUCCUACCUGCUAACUGGAGCAACGGUUGUAGUGUCUGCCUACGCUGCCAAGACUGUGGUCUCCCAGUUCAUCUCCACUAUGAGUGCUUCUGCUGACGUCUUGGCACUGUCGCAAAUUGAAAUUAAACUGUCUGAUAUUCCAGAGGGCAAGAACGUGACCUUCAAAUGGAGAGGGAAGCCUCUGUUUGUCCGUCACAGGACCCCAAAGGAGAUUGAGGUGGAAGCAGGUGUGAACAUGGCUGAGCUGCGGGACCCCCAGCAUGACUUGGACAGAGUUAAGAAACCCAAGUGGAUGAUUGUUCUUGGCGUCUGCACUCACCUUGGUUGUGUGCCUAUUGCUAAUGCAGGCGAUUACGGUGGCUAUUAUUGCCCCUGCCAUGGCUCCCAUUAUGAUGCAUCUGGAAGAAUAAGAAAAGGCCCAGCACCUGCCAAUCUGGAGGUUCCAUUUUAUGAAUUCCCUGAUGAGGAUACAGUCAUUGUUGGUUAGAGUGGGGGAUUUUAUCUUGUUUCCUUCCCCCUAAUAUAUGUAGCCUGUUUUUUUGUGGCAGGCUUAUUUCUGAACUGAAUUGAUUUUACCAUCUAUUGAUCCAAAUGUGUAUCGGUACAUUGGGAUAUGCUUUAAGUUCGUAAGUAAUAAAUAAAUGUACAUUUUACCUCA
Messenger RNA from Polyodon spathula (Mississippi paddlefish), 1071 nucleotides. Its product is annotated as cytochrome b-c1 complex subunit Rieske, mitochondrial-like. Gene Ontology annotation, cellular component: membrane. The coding region runs from base 79 to 900 and encodes 273 amino acids. Gene Ontology annotation, biological process: mitochondrial electron transport, ubiquinol to cytochrome c. Gene Ontology annotation, molecular function: quinol-cytochrome-c reductase activity; 2 iron, 2 sulfur cluster binding. The transcript has 2 exons. The record is from RefSeq and is a predicted model, not a curated record. NCBI's taxonomy places the organism in Eukaryota, Metazoa, Chordata, Actinopteri, Acipenseriformes, Polyodontidae.